Penicillium psychrosexuale is the source of this 6990-nucleotide messenger RNA. It is a transcript of the gene GbpA, whose product is annotated as protein GbpA. NCBI's taxonomy places the organism in Eukaryota, Fungi, Ascomycota, Eurotiomycetes, Eurotiales, Aspergillaceae. Gene Ontology annotation, molecular function: helicase activity; ATP binding; ATP hydrolysis activity. The transcript has 6 exons. The record is from RefSeq and is a predicted model, not a curated record. The coding region runs from base 1 to 6990 and encodes 2329 amino acids.
AUGUCUAAAAAUAUUCGAUCGGAGCGACUGGCCAAAUAUUUUAAAGAGGUUGUCCAGGGAAAGCAUGAAGUCCAGGAUCAGAACAGUUUCAAGCGAUUUAUUGAAGCAACCCUGGACCAGGGUGACCCCAGCAUUGUCGUUCAGCGAAUCAUCUCAAGCCAAAGCGCUCUGAAUGCCUUGCGAAAUGGACUGAGGUUUAACCUAACCCCGACCUUCAUCAACGGGUACACCGCGAAGUUUAUUCAAUACCUGAACCACCGCGAAGUCAAGCUCCUCUGCAACGGCCAAUUUCUCGAGCAGCUUCUUCUGAUUAUCUUGGAGCCGCGCACCCUCUGGGGUGCAUUUCUGGAGGCGUUCCGUACUCGCAAACUGGAGGAUCAUGCGAUCCAGGCUUUAUGCUGGUUGAUGGCGGAGUUGCUUUCGUUGCCUCCCUCUUGUAGGGUAGACGUUAGAGCUGAUGCUCAGGCUGUUUUGAACGAUGGAUCGCUUUUCUCUUCCCCCUCGGUUGACAUACGAAACUCGGGCCACAAGAUUAGAUACCUUCUGGAGAUGAAAUCACAUGCAACCACCGUCCAAGACUCUGAGAUCACUGCAGGUGGUCGGCACGAUAAUGAUUUUGCUGAUUUUCGCUUGACGGCCAUUCUUCCUACGGCCGAUGAGAUGGGAUGUACGGAGAAACCCUUUUAUCGCCGUGCUGAAGACAUCGCACAGCUGUCCAGUGGCCAACGCAUUGCCGGUCAUGUUGACAAUCAGUUUCGCCUUUUGCGAGAAGAUAUGCUCUCGGAGCUCCGCGAAGACUUGCAAAUUGCAACAGGCGCAAAGAAGGGGCGACGCUCGGCUUUCCACUUGAGAAAUCUCAAUCUUUCUCAUGUCCGCUGCACUGCUAGAACCCCAAACCACCUUCGACCAUGUACGAUCGGCGUGACUGCCCAAUAUGGCCUUGAAAAGCUCAAGAACCUCUCAAAGGAUGAUCGCAAAGCCUUCUUAAACAACACGCCUCAGUUUGUGAAGCAUCGUGCUUUUGGUUGCUUGAUUAGGGACACAGAGAUCGUGGCUUUUGCCACAAUCGAACGAGAAAUUGAUGAACUGUUAUUCAAAAUGCCAGUUGUUAUGCUGCGUAUUACAGGUGAAGAAGCCCUCAAAAAGUCACUACUUUACCUGAAACUCUACAAUGACGUGGAGUUCCUGCUUGUUGACACAGCAAUGUUUGCAUACGAGCCAAUUUUGAAGGGCUUGCAGGAGAGGAUUGAGUUGCCUCUCACAGAGGAGUUGUUCCUUUACGAAAAAGGCCAGCCGGUGCAGGAUUCAAGCCUAGUUCCUCGGAAUUUGGUCAAUAUGCUAAAGGAAGAAUACGGAUGUAAUAUCCAGCGCACCCUUAAAACCUCGAUGUCAGUGACACUAGACUCUUCACAGUUAGAUUCUCUGUUGGCUGGGUUGACACAGAGAGUGAGUCUUAUUCAAGGACCCCCAGGUACCGGCAAGUCGUUCAUAGGUGCUCUUCUCGCAAAGGCCCUGCAUGAUAACGCUAAAGACAAAAUCCUGGUUAUGUGCUACACAAAUCAUGCCUUGGAUCAGUUCUUGGAAGACUUACUAGACGUUGGUAUCAAUCCCUCUGCUAUCGUAAGACUCGGGUCCAAGUCUUCACAACGCACCGAGCCGCUUGGGUUGUUUAAGCAGCACUCGUCCUACAAUAGGGAUCAAACCACCUGGAACACAAUCCAUUCACUCGAAGCGGUCGCAAAUGAACAAAAGGACAAUUUGAAUGACUCCUUCCAAGCCUACAAGAAUCUCACAGCUAAUGCUGCAUCUAUCUUGGACUAUCUGGAGUUUGAAGAACCAGAAUACUUUGCAGCUCUGACCGUACCGGAGCCGGGGGAACCAAACAGCAUGGCCGUGGUCGAUAAGAGUGGAAAAACAAUCAGGAAAGACUACCUUUAUCACCGAUGGAUCCGCAACCAGGACGCAGGGGUAUGUUCUGAUCUUCUUCCCGCUCAUUGUCAGGACAUCUGGGCACUCGAUCAGAAAAUACGGGACGAGAAAAACAGCUCUUGGAAGAGAGCUCUGCUGAGGGAACAGGCGGAGUCUUUGGGCGUCAGCAUAGCAUUGUUCAACAAAAGCCAAAGCCAACUGAGCGCUACCCUGGGUGAGAAAAACCGGAAAAUCUUGAAAUCAAAGCGAAUCAUCGGCUGUACCACUACAGCGGCGGCAAUGUAUUCCGAGGACAUUCGACAUGCUUCCCCUGGCAUCGUGCUUCUUGAAGAAGCGGGUGAGAUCCUUGAGUCGCAUGUGCUCACCGCAAUGACACCGGAGACCAAGCAUUUGAUCUUGAUAGGAGAUCAUCAGCAGCUACGACCAAAAGUCAACAGCUACAGUUUGAGCACAGAGAAAGGCGAUGGCUAUGACCUGAACGUCUCCCUUUUCGAAAGACUCAUACAUGCCGGAUUUCCACAUACGACACUGGUCAAGCAACAUAGAAUGUGUCCCGAGAUCUCAAGUCUUGUACGCAACCUCACCUAUCCUGGGCUGGAAGACGAUAAAAAGACCAAGAAUCGUCCUCAGCCACGAGGUCUGUGCGACAGAGUGAUAUUUUUCCAUCAUCAAAACCCGGAAGACAUUUUUGUCCAGGUCUCUGACCGGGACGAUGAGAAUUCAAAGCAAAGUAAGACAAAUGUAUUCGAGGCAGAGAUCGUCCUCAAGAUCGUGAAGUAUCUCGGACAGCAGGGAUAUGGAACAGACAAGCUGGUCGUGUUGACUCCAUAUUUGGGUCAGCUGAGUCUACUGAGACAGACUCUAAGCAAACAGAACGACCCAGUUCUGAAUGACCUCGACUCCCACAACCUUGUCAAAGCAGGCCUUCUGUCGCAGGCUGGUGCCUCCCAUUCGAAGCGUCCAAUCAAGCUGUCUACAAUUGACAACUUCCAAGGAGAAGAGAGUGAGAUAGUCAUAGCGUCACUCACCCGCAGCAAUCAAGUUGGCGACAUAGGAUUCAUGGCAGCCCCCGAGCGCCUCAACGUCCUCCUUUCCCGAGCGCGAAAUGUCCUCAUUCUGGUUGGAAACUCGGAAACAUUCGUCUCUAGUCGGAAGGGCCAAAAGCACUGGAAGCCGCUAAUCGACCAACUGAAGUCAGAGGGGCAUCUAUACGAUGGACUGCCCGUCCAAUGCGAAAAGCAUCCGCAGACAAAUUCUAUUCUCCGAACAGCGGAGGACUUCGAUAGAGAAUGCCCAGACGGAGGAUGCUCUGCCCCUUGCGGCGUGAAACUGAGUUGCGGAGUACACGAGUGCCCCUCAAAAUGUCACCAGCUUCUGGAUCACUCAAAAAUGAAGUGCACAAAAAUGGUUAAAUGGAAGUGUUCCCGCGGUCAUUCCUUGUCUCUGUCCUGUUCCCAGGCCAAGGGCUCAUGUCGUUUCUGCAUCCAAGAAGAUCAGGUAAAAGAGCGCAAGCGCCAACGCGAUAUCAGACUAGAGAUAGAACGGCAAAGAAAACAGAACGAGUACGCCCGGCAGCUUGCAGAGGCUCAGGAGGAGGCUUCUCAUCUCAAGCGUGUGCGACGCGAUGAAUUCGAUGAUAUGGAGCGAGCGAAGGUCCUUGAACAAUACCGCCAGGAAAUUGAGGAUUUGAAGAACCCUCCGCGCCCUGUAUCUCCUCAGCGGAAAUUGAGCUCUGGGGCCAUUCCCAGCACGCCCCCAACUAUCACGGAAGCAAGCUCGGAUUUCAGUGCCACAGGCACUCAAAGCCGUAGUGUGCAGCCUCCAAGUCGACAAGUCAUGCCAUCACAAAAGAUGUCCGCGGCUCAAGCAGACUGGAAGUAUCAAAAGAAGUUCCUCAACGCUCAAAGCCAGGAGAUCGACAAGUUAAUCGACAUGAUCGGACUUGAAUCAGUGAAGACAAAGUUCUUGUCGAUCAAAGCUAAAGUGGACGUCGCAAUUAGACAGAACAUUGAUAUGAGCCACGAUCGAUUCGGAUCUGUAUUGCUCGGGAAUCCCGGUAGCGGGAAAACAACCGUUGCGCGUCUAUACGCGAAGUUCCUAUCGUCCAUGGGGAUCAUUCCCGGCGACAAAUUCAUCGAGACAACCGGGUCCAGACUCGCGAACGAUGGUGUCUCGGGAUGCCAAAAAAUCAUCGAAACCCUCCUGAAAGACGGCGGCGGGGCCAUCUUCAUUGAUGAAGCGUAUCAGCUCGUCGGCAGCAGUUUUAGCGGCACCCAGGUUCUAGACUUCCUCUUAGCUGAGGUUGAAAACCUCACUGGAAAGGUGGUCUUCAUUCUUGCGGGAUAUCAACGACCGAUGGAGAAGUUCUUCGCGCACAAUCCCGGGCUUCCUAGUCGUUUCCCAAAUGAGCUCAAGUUUGAUGAUUUCGACGACGCUGAGUUGAUGCAGAUUUUGGUCGGGUGCAUCGAAAAGACAUACAAAAAGCAGAUGAAGGUCGAGGAUAACCUUGGCGGACUUUACUGUCGCAUUGUAGCUCGUCGGGUUGGGAGCGGACGUGGUCGUGAGGGAUUCGCCAAUGCAAGAGCCGUUGAGAAUGCCAUGGCCAAGAUUUCCGAACGGCAGGCUGCACGGCUCAGCCGGGAAACACGACAGGGUGCGAGCAAGGUUGAUGAUUUCUUCCUGAGCAAGGAAGACAUGAUCGGGCCAGAUCCAUCGCAGGCUUUGAAAUCAUCCAAUGCUUGGCAAAAGCUGCAGACUAUGAUUGGUUUGGACUCUGUGAAGAAGACGGUGGAGGCCAUACUAGACACCAUGCGAUACAACUACCAGCGUGAGCUGGAUGAGAAGCCCCUGGUUGAGUACAGUCUCAACAAAGUUUUCUUGGGAAAUCCCGGAACGGGGAAAACCUCUAUCGCAAAGAUCUACGGUCAGAUACUUGUGGAUAUCGGGUUUUUGUCCAAUGGCGAAGUGGUGGUAAAGAACCCGUCAGACUUCGUUGGCAGUGUGAUUGGAGAGUCCGAAAAGAACACCAAAGGGAUACUUGCAUCUACAUUGGGAAAGGUUCUAGUCAUCGACGAGGCCUAUGGACUGUUCUCUGGAGGUACCUCGGAUGGGACAGGUUCCAACAGUGACCCAUACCGAGCUGCCGUGAUAGACACCAUCGUGGCAGAAGUGCAAAGCACACCUGGUGACGAUAGGUGCGUCUUGCUUCUAGGUUACAAGGAUCUUAUGGAAGAGAUGUUUCAAAAGGUCAACCCUGGCCUCACCCGACGUUUUCCAAUUGACCAGGCAUUUGUCUUCGAGGACUUCACCUCGAGUGAGCUGGAUGCGAUUUUGGACCUCAAGCUCAAAGAGCAAGGGUUUGGAAUAACUGAUCGUGGCCGCUGUGUGGUAUUGGAGAUGCUCGAGCGUUCUCGGAAUCGGCCGCAUUUUGGAAAUGCAGGCGAGAUUGAUAUUCUCCUCAACGCCGCCAAGAUGCGGUAUCAAAAGCGCCUCUCUUCCAUCAAACGCCCCGGUUCUGUUCCGGAUUCUGUGCUUGAUGCUUCUGACUUUGACGAAGACUUUGAUCGCGCGGAUAAGAAGGAAAGUGUUGCGAAGAUGUUCGAAGGCGUCAUAGGAUGUGAAAGUAUCGUUGCCAAACUGGAAGGCUAUCGGCAAAUGGUUCAGAGCCUCAGACGACUGGACUUGGAUCCGAGCACGCAGUUGCCGUUUAACUUUGUUUUCCGUGGUCCUCCAGGUACCGGAAAAACGAGCACAGCUAGAAAGAUGGGGCAAGUCUACUAUGACAUGGGCUUGUUAGCUUCGAGUGAAGUGGUCGAAACCUCAGCGACGGACUUGGUGGGUCAAUAUAUAGGCCAUACAGGCCCGAAGACUCAGCAAGUCCUCGAACGUGGCCUUGGAAAAGUCUUGUUCAUUGACGAAGCCUAUCGGCUCGCUGAGGGACAUUUCGCCAAAGAGGCCAUGGAUGAGAUUGUGGAUGCCAUUACCAAGCCCAAGUUUGCUCAAAAGCUGAUCAUCAUUCUGGCCGGUUAUGAUGGAGACAUCAACCGUCUCAUGUCAAUCAAUCCGGGGCUCACCAGUCGCUUCCCAGAGUCUCUUCAAUUUGACCCAUUGUCCUCAGCAGACUGUGUCAACUUAGUUUACGAGCUCUUGUUAAAAGAAAAAAGAGACCUCCUCAACAGAUCACAGGCUCAGUUCGAUCUAGUCUGCUUGGAGAGUCUAGAUUUCGACUUUAUGAAGGGAAUGUCGCAGCGCUUUGAUAGACUUGCGAAAUCUGCAGGCUGGGCAAAUGCACGAGACGUUGGAACGCUUACGAAGACAAUCUUUGGCAAAACUCUUCUGUCAUCUAGUGGGAAGAAGCUGGUGCUGAGCGAAGACACGGUGCUCGAAGCCCUCGACUCAAUGAUCAAUGAGCGAUCCAGCCGGGAAGUCUAUCCGCAAAACGGUCUAUCAACUGCGAUCAAAGCGGCAGAGCAAACAGACCUGGCUGUACGCACUCAACCUUUGAGUAAGCCUGUCACCAAGCUGGACAAUCAAAGCUCGGUCUCCGAGAAUGAGGCCUCCAAGGAACCAGACAUGACAGAGCCCAAGACAGAGAAUUCCAUUGCCACCGCAAAGCGAGAUGCCGAUGUUACAGACGAAGUGUGGCAUCAACUCGAAAAGGACAAGGCUCUAGCAGAAGCCAAAGAGAAAGAGUACUUGCGUUUGAAAGAGGAAUAUGAUAAGCAGAAGCAGGAGAUAUUGAAAUUGAAGGCGGAGGAGGAAAAGGCCGCGCGGGAGCUGGAGGAGGCCAAAAGGAAAGCAGACGAAGAUGCCAAAAGACUCCUCGAACAAGCCCGACUCAAGCUUGAGAUGGAACGCAGGAGGCAGGAAGAGAUCUUGGAGAAACUCCGCAAGCAGCAAGAGGCUUUGGCCGAGGCUCGCCGCAAGGAACAAGCUAAUCAGAUGAAGCUGAGGACCAUGGGAGUCUGUGUUGCUGGCUAUAAAUGGCUUAAACAAAGUGGCGGUUACCGAUGUGCUGGUGGUUCUCACUGGGUGUCAGAUGCUGCGCUUGGAAGUUCCUGA